Messenger RNA from Mollisia scopiformis, 1359 nucleotides. RefSeq lists its product as uncharacterized. The transcript has a single exon. Lineage: Eukaryota; Fungi; Ascomycota; Leotiomycetes; Helotiales; Mollisiaceae. The record is from RefSeq and is a predicted model, not a curated record. The coding region runs from base 267 to 1079 and encodes 270 amino acids.
GAAGGUUGGAUCUCGACGUGCUUAUCAAUGGUUUGAUGAAACAACACCGCUUUGUUUGACUUCAGCGCAAACGUUCAUAUAUUCUUUUCAUUUUCUCAUAAUCUUGGUUUCCCUCCUGAUUUCGAAUUCAUCGAGUUCUUGCAUGGGAUUUCAACUUAUUGACUCCCACGAGAUAGUGAUGACGGCUUCCUUAUACAGCAGAUACAUGCUUUCCCACAUCCUAGGAUAUCGCAUCGUUCCUUCGAUUUACAUCUCGCAGAAAGACUAUGACUUCAAGGCGGCCCAGGGCCGUAUGCCAGUGUCCUAGAUCUUUACCGUUAUUCUCGUCAACGCUACUAUUCCUCUCCAUCGUCCUUCCCGCCUCAUCCUAUGCACAAAUUACCGACCCCGCACCUUCGACAACAUUUUCUCCGUCUCCCACGACAUUCCAGACUUCAGUAAGCUCCUCAUCUUCUCCCUCGACGACAUCAAGUGCUCCGGCCAGCACCACACAAUCCGAUUCACCUAUAACACCCUCAGUACCUCCGACGGAUCCUGACGACGUCCAAGAUCAUGUCUUCAACUACUAUUUCCUGAUUAUUGCAAUAGUGGCCGUGCUAUUCUGCCUGUGCAUACUCUACGUCGGGCGGCGGAAGAAACGAAAGGCAGCUCUUUUAAGAUCACAAAGCCAGCGCGCAUUAGCUACGGAUGUGGCAGGUUUCCGGGCACGAUUUGGCAACCGGACUGGCAGAACAAAUGCAGGCAGCUAUGGUGGUGGCCGUCCACGGCUCGACAGACUGGAGGGUCUGGACGAGAGAGGGGAAGCACCCCCGCCCUAUGUUCCUGGGUCGAAGCCACCGAGCAUACGAAGCACCGAUGGAGUGUUACCCUCAACCAGUGCUUUGGCAGCAGACGCAGAUGGAUUAGAAUUAGGAGACAUGAGAAGACCAGAGCCUGUCCAUCACCCGCCAGGAUAUAACGAGCACGUCGAAGCGGAUGAACUAGACCUGAGGAGGCCAGAUGCAGUGGCUGCGGCAAAUAGAAGAUCAAGGUCCCCGGUGAACCGCCAGGAGGAUACGGAUAGGCCGACAAAUGUAUAAUGCAACGAAUAAGGAGUUGGAAGGAAUAUAAAAACUGGAGGCGUUUUAUGUGACGGUCUUAUGGUCAUGGCCUGAAUUUUGUUGCACAGGGGACACAGCAGAAGCGCAAUGAAGAAUGUACAACCAUUUGAACUUUUCAUAUCUCGCAUAUACCACUCCUACGUGAAUCUCCUCGUCAUUGUAGCUGGCUUAUUUCCCAGGAUCUUGUCAAUCUCCUUCAUGAUCUCUGGAGUCAGCUUCUCAACAGUGGAUAUAGCUUUCACAGUGUCGUAGAUCUGCU